AUGGAGCAUCAGGAGCUUGAGCAAGAAGCCAUCGGACCGGCUCUUCCACCACCGUCAAUUGCUCAAAAGUCGGAGCUCUUCGAGGAGCACAACGUCGAGUGAUCCGAUGUGCUCACAAGCAUGGCUACCUCGUCCGCAACAUGGAUCUCAACAGCUUCCACUACGAUGCGGCAAGCCGUCACCUCUUCAUGGCGGACAUCUCGUCUUUGGUCAAGAACACUUCUGGUGAUGAUGGAGCUCCGAUUGCUAGCUACGCUGGCUGCUUGGAUUAUGCUCCGUGCAGUGACGAUGGACUAGUUGGCGCCCGGCAGGAUCUCGAGUCAUGGUUCUACCAGCUGGUUCACCUGGUGCUCGGCGAGCUCCCAUGGGGAAGUCUGAGCCGCGAAGAGGCUCGAGUCAAGAAGGCCGAGUUCCAGAAGAGAAAGGAGUUCGCGGAGCUUCCAGAGGUGUUCCACAAGAUUGCCGAGGUGGUUUUCGCCGAGGAAUACUCGGUUGUCGAGGACGAAUAUGUCAAGUUGGCAGGGCUCACGGAGCAAAUCUACAAGGAGCUCGGAGGUGUGAUGAAUCACGAGGAGAAUAUGGAUUUCGAGCGGGAGCCGACGCCGGAUGAGAUUCCGCGUUUUGUGAUGUGCCGUGACGAUGAGAUUCCGACGAUUGCGGAGGAAGAGGAGCCGGUUGAGGUGGAGGAAGAGAACUCGGAAUAGAA
Messenger RNA from Caenorhabditis elegans, 706 nucleotides. The record is from the annotation of a RefSeq genome assembly. Lineage: Eukaryota; Metazoa; Nematoda; Chromadorea; Rhabditida; Rhabditidae.